Molecule: messenger RNA, 3524 nt
Organism: Cebus imitator (Panamanian white-faced capuchin)
Lineage: Eukaryota; Metazoa; Chordata; Mammalia; Primates; Cebidae
Gene: NCEH1
Product: neutral cholesterol ester hydrolase 1
Exons: 5
Coding region: 231-1457 (408 amino acids)
Cellular component (GO): membrane
Molecular function (GO): carboxylic ester hydrolase activity
Source: RefSeq, a predicted model, not a curated record
ACGGAGCUUCCUCGAACCCGGAGUGGCUGCCACGCUUUGCAAGGACACCGUAGAGGGGCAUGUCCGCGCUGCGACUUCCUCCCGACGCCGCCUCUGAUUGGCUCCUGGGCUUAUAAGACACGCGUGGGUGAGCAGCUGCCGCGGGCAGAAACUUGCCGGAGGUCUCCGGGUGGCAGCGCGCUGUCCUCCUCGCCAGCCCGCGCGCGCCCAGCCGAGGGCGCGGGGCAAAGAUGAGGUCAUCGUGCGUCCUGCUUGCGGCCCUGGUGGCGCUGGCCGCCUAUUACAUCUACAUCCCGCUGCCCAGCUCCGUGUCCGACCCCUGGAAGCUGAUGCUGCUGGACGCCACUUUCCGGGGUGCACAGCAAGUGAGCAACCUGAUCCACUACCUGGGACUGAGCCAUCACCUGCUAGCGCUGAAUUUUAUCAUCGUUUCUUUUGGCAAAAAAAGCGCGUGGUCUUCUGCCCAAGUGAAGGUGACGGACACGGACUUCGAUGGUGUAGAAGUCAGAGUGUUUGAAGGUCCUCCGAAGCCUGAAGAGCCACUGAAACGCAGUGUGGUUUAUGUCCACGGAGGAGGCUGGGCAUUGGCAAGUGCAAAAAUCAGGUAUUAUGAUGAGCUGUGUACAGCAAUGGCUGAGGAGCUGAAUGCUGUCAUUGUCUCCAUUGAAUACCGGCUAGUUCCAAAGGUUUAUUUUCCUGAGCAAAUUAAUGAUGUUGUACGAGCCACAAAGUACUUCCUGGAGCCAAAAGUCUUAGAGAAGUAUAUGGUUGAUCCAGGCAGAAUUUGCAUUUCUGGUGACAGUGCUGGUGGAAAUCUGGCUGCUGCCGUUGGUCAACAGUUUACUCAAGAUGCCAGCCUAAAAAAUAAGCUCAAACUGCAAGCUUUAAUCUAUCCAGUUCUUCAAGCUUUAGAUUUUAACACACCAUCUUAUCAGCAAAAUAUGAACACCCCAAUCCUGCCCCGCUACGUCAUGGUGAAGUAUUGGGUGGACUACUUCAAAGGCAACUAUGACUUUGUCGAGGCAAUGAUCGUUAACAAUCACACUUCGCUUGAUGUGGAAGAGGCUGCUGCCCUCAGGGCCCGUCUGAACUGGACAUCCCUCUUGCCCGCAUCCAUCGUAAAGAAUUACAAGCCUGUUGUGCAGACCACAGGCAAUGCCAGGAUUGUCCGGGAGCUUCCUCAGUUGCUGGAUGCCCGCUCCGCCCCGCUCAUUGCGGACCAGGUGGUGCUACAGGACCUCCCAAAGACCUACAUUCUGACGUGUGAGCAUGAUGUCCUCAGAGACGAUGGGAUCAUGUAUGCCAAGCGUUUGGAGAGUGCUGGUGUGGAGGUGACCCUGGAUUACUUUGAGGAUGGCUUUCAUGGAUGUAUGAUUUUCACCAGCUGGCCCACCAACUUCUCAGUGGGAAUCCGGACUAGGAAUAGUUAUAUCAACUGGCUGGAUCAAAACCUGUAAAGGGGCAAAACUUCCAGAAGGCUCGAGCCUCUCUUGCCCUCCUGUAUCUGCUUUGGAAAGACAUGCACUUUUUAGUUGACUAAUUCUUUCUCCCAUCCCCCUUUAUUUGUGAGUUAUGGAAUCUCUAGUCCAUAACUGAAGACUUUGUGAUAACCUAAUUUUAAAAAAUGAAUUUAACUAACUUAAGCGCAAAAACAUCUGAAUUUGGUUCCCAGAGUGGGCCAGUCUCUCUGUUCUUGUUAUUUUAGCCAACUAUACUCAUACAUAGAGCUACAGAAAGCAGGACUAGGAACCGGAAAUAGCUUUGGGUCCCGCCUCCGUCAGGAUGUUCUUUUCAGAAGCAGUUCUUCCAGCUGUGGAUCGUAGAAUGACCUUUAAGAAGUUAAGAAAACGUGGACUCCUCAAUUCUGCUAGAGUUUACCUUGAGUUCAGAGCAGUGUUAGUUAAAUGUGUGCACUUUCAGGUCAGUACUGAGGACCAAGUACCCUCUGUUCUUUCUGAAUGAAUGGUUUUGUUUCCUAUGGGAAUUUUGGCAAAGGCUUUCUAGAAAGAACAAGUUUCUCAAAGGACUUUCUUCCUCUAGAGUGUUCAUUUUAUAACUAUCUGUAAGUCCAGCUGGAUUACAGUGAUACUUGAAAGUUACUUUCCACCACUGUUAUUAGAAAAUAUGGAGUUGCAUGCACUGGAUAUCUAUACAGCAUUAAGUUUUUGUUGCUUUUCGGUUAUGCUGUCCCCCUUUCUCCUUGAGGAGAUCUUUGGGACCAAAUUUAUUUAGAUUUAGAGUAAACUUUUCAUUAUAGAACAGGUAAAAACAGAUAAAUACAACAACCUAUUAUUUCACGUAAAAAUACUUCUGACAUAAGGUAACAAGAGCACUGUGUAUAUAUUUGGCAUAGUCAAAAAAAUGCAUUUAAUAUUAGUUUAAAAUUAUGAAAAAUACCUUUAACAGGUCUAGUCUAUUCUUGAAAACACAAUUUUUUCACUUAUAUGGCUUUAAAUGGAGCUAUUUUGGUACAAUAUAAUGUACUGUUUAUUUUUUUAAGUUAUUUAAUGUUAGUAUACAUAGCUAGGCUUAAGGUUUUUCAGAAAGAUGUCUGUCAUAAAUAUUAAAAACAAUGGUAUUUUUUAAAAAACCACCUUAGGGUUUUAAAACCUUCCCUGCAAUUAUAACCAUAUAUAAUUCUGUGGAAAUCAUAUAAUAGCUAUUACUACCACUAUUCCAUAGGCAAAUAUUUUCAUGUUUGUAUGCAUAUACAAGUUAAAAUAAUUAGAAAUGAUGACUGCACCUAGUAAAGUCAUCUAAGUUUAUAGUUAAGUAGCUUAGGCAAGGCACACACUGCUCAGCUCUGCUUUUUAGGGUCAGAGGAACAGAAGCUCAUAUGUUGGGUGAAGGGUUCACACUGGUACCCAGUGCCUAGAUCCCUCAUUUCCUUCCAGCCAGGUCUGGAAGUUUCAACAGCCAAGCUUAACUCCAUGUGAAGUCUUCACUGCCAAUGGGAACAUCUUUGACACAAGACAGUCCCAUGCUGAUGUGAGUUGAGCAUCUCUGCCUGCUUUCCUGCCAUCCUUCCUUCCUCCCCAAUGCUACUCUUAGGGGCUGCAGAGAGCAGCCAUAGAGCCCAGUCAUGCUACAGUGCACCACGGAGAGAAAGUAGAACCAUUUCACUCCUGGGAAGCAUGGGUAUUUCCCACCUCCAGCUAUGAAAUAGCAAAUACAAAUUUGCCUACUUAUUGUAUUGUAUGAGCCAGUAGCGUUUUGUGUACAAAACAGAAGUCAGUGCAACAGUAUGUCUGUGUGCCUGUGUGUGUAUAAAAAUAACCACUGACACUAACUUGCUAAUGUACUUAGGCAAGCCACUUAUCAUCUCUGGGCCUCUUCUUUCCUCCCUCUAAAAUCAAAGAGCUGAAUUAUGUGAUCCUUGAGGUCUCUUCCAUCCCUUCCAGCUAUAAAUACCAACUGUUUUGUCAGACUGGCAAAUCGUAUUUGCCUCUUCUUAUGUAGUGGUUUCUUGGUAGGUCAUAGUUCCUUAUACACGAGACACAUACAUCAUCGAGGGUCUUUUUUUU